UGCAAAUGCAAAAAAAGUUCUGCCAUUGCUAUGCUUCUGCUGGCGUUUAGCGGUUCUUCGGCGGGCCAGAAAUGGAAUACGUAGUAGGCUGAACGAAGGGGACACAACACCCAGAAGGAAGGGCGACCCGUUGAGCCUGACGACAACGGCACAGGCGGGCCAUUCAGAAGAGUCGGGGGUCAAAGGUGAGAAGAGCAGAGGGCACCAUAAUGAGCGAGCCAGGGCCCCCCACCACACCCGCACCCGCCGUCAGCAUCUCCACCUCCACGGUUGGCAGCUCUGCGACCAGCACCACCAGCACUUCCUCCAGCUCCACUACAGUCGCCAGCAGUAAUACGAUGUCACCUGCCACUACUACUACUGCUUCUGCUAGCAGUACUAAUACCACCACAACCACCAGUAGCAGCAGUAGUAGUACCAGUAGCACCACUAGUAGUAGUACUGUUAGUACUACUGCAGCAAGACAAGCAGUCCCUCAGAUUUCAGUUUACGGCGGGAUACCCGACAGGCAAACUGUGCAGGUGAUCCAACAAGCGCUCCACAGGCAACCCAACACGGCGGCGCAGUACCUUCAACAGAUGUACGCGGCCCAGCAACAGCAUCUCAUGUUACAGACUGCCGCUCUCCAGCAGCAGCACAGCCUCAGCACCGCACAGCUACAGAGCCUUGCUGCCGUGCAGCAGGCCAGUAUUGCAGCUGGUCGCCAAAACUCCACCCAAAACAGCACAACAUCUCAGCAAACGGGGUCAACUCAGACUACGAUCAACCUGACGGCCUCACCGGCAGCUGCACAGCUGAUCAGCCGUGCCCAGAGCAUCACAUCGGCUCCAGCCAGUAUUUCUCAACAGGCUGUUCUACUAGGCAGCCCGUCGAGCCCUACACUCACCGCCAGCCAAGCACAGAUGUACCUGCGUGCGCAGAUGGCCCAGCAGAGCAACGUUUUCCAGGCACAGCAGAGCAAUCUGGUGCAAGUGGCGCGGAGUUUGGGCCGAGCCGUGCCGCUUUCGCCCCAGCUGAUCUUCACGCCGACGGCAACUGUGACUGCGAUGCAGUCCGACAGCUCUGCGCAGAAUCAGGUCCAAAAUUUGGCCAUACGCGGUCCGCAAGGAGCGACCACGUCCUCCUCCCAGACCCAGACACUGCAGGCUCUCAGUCUGAAGCAGACCCCAGUGCCCAUACAGCCGGCCUCACUCGUCAAGAACACCGGACAGGCAGGACAAACAUCAGCCGGAGUCAAGUCCAGCACUUCUGAGAGUCCUUCUGAGGCAGGAAAGAAGGGGGAUGGUGCUGUGGUCACAGAAGCCCGCGCUAUUAACAUGAGCCGCAAUGUCACAACAGUUAGUGCGCAGCCUCUCAUUGCUCCUGCUUACACACAGAUUCAGCCUCACUCGCUGGUCCAGCAACAUAAGCAGCAGCAGCAGUUUGUGGUCCAUCACAGCCAAAGUUCCCAGAGGACCCCCGGUCAGCUGCUGCAGACGGCGUCCAUCCAACCAUCACCUCACCCUGUCCCCGUGCUGCCCAAGCCGGCGCCGCACUCGCCCGCCGGUCCCGGCCAACAUGCCACCAUAUUCCACUCCACCAUCAGCCCCCACAUGCUUCAGCCCUCUGCUUCAUCGUCUUCUCCGACACUCUCGAGUCAUGCUAAAUCUCAGCCUGUGCAGCUCACAGCCAUUAACCUACAAAUACAUCCCACGGCCUCCCGAACUCUGGUUCAGGAGUGUAAAGACAAGCCGACUUCACUAGUAGUGCGAGAGACGUGUGCAGCAUCCACCAUGCAGCAACAGCAACAAAAGCCACCUCCACCAGCACCAACACCACUACCACCGCAGCAGCAGCAGCAGCAGCAAUGUACGCCAUCGCAAACUAAGAAGUCUGUUGAGCAGCCCAAAGACGACCCUGCGCCACAAGGGACUGGUACUGCUAAGAGGCCGGCACCCACACCGGAAUCACCACCCCCGACUAUGACCCCAGAGAAUGACAGUGAGGCGCCAGUCAUGACUGCCGUCGCAACGCAUAAUGGCGAGAAUAAGCCGCCUCAGGCCAUCGUAAAGCCGCAGGUUCUCACGCACGUCAUCGAGGGCUUCGUCAUCCAGGAGGGUGCUGAGCCCUUCCCAGUGUGUGUGGAGCGUCUCCCCAUCCUCAUCAAUAGCCCCAAGAAACUGGACAGUCAGCUCUCCUCCGACCCGGACAAAACUCCGGUUAGCAAUGCAGCAAACUCAGACUCCGAACCCGAAGAUUUGAACCAGACAGAAAAGGAUCAAGAGCCCAAGCUGACUUGUGAAUAUUGCGGCUGGGUGGAUUUUGCCUACACGUUCAAGGGCUCUAAGCGUUUUUGCUCGAUGGUUUGUGCUAAGAGGUACAAUGUGGGCUGCACAAAGCGCAUCGGACUGUUCCGUCCAGAGAAAACCAAACCAGCAAGUCGCUGGCGUAGACGAAGUCAAGGCCGUUCAAGUACCGAAGCUAAAAAGCGGAAAAUGUCCUCGUCGCCGCAGCAAACUCAAUGCGGCUCUGUGUCCUCACCGCACGCAUCGCAGCCCAGCCAGGAGGAGUCCAGUCCUUGUUCGGAAAUGUCCAGUUACGAGGAGCCACCGUCACCACUAUCGGCAGCUAGUUCGGGACCCCCGGAACCGCCCGCACCGGCUCCGGUCCCCAUCCAGCGACAGCCGAGUAGGGCGUCAUCGGAGCCGGAAGCCCUCGCUGGCAGGGACUCUACGGCUGCUUUAUGUCAGCCGUUCGUCCCCAACGAUCCCACUAAAUGGAAUGUGGAGGAAGUUUACGAGUUUAUUUGUUCAUUGCCAGGCUGUCAGGAGAUCGCCGACGAAUUCAGGUCCCAAGAGAUCGACGGCCAAGCAUUGCUCCUGUUGAAGGAGGACCACCUGAUGAGCACCAUGAACAUCAAACUAGGGCCCGCGCUUAAGAUCUUUGCACGUAUCAACAUGCUCAAAGACUCGUAGCGACGCCUGGGCAUCUCUGCACUGUGACCUGACUGUCUCAUCUUCGUGGACUGCCAUGGUGGCGUCAGCAGCUAGACGAAGAACAUGCUUUGGUCCUCAUAUUUGCUUCCGUACAGAGAACCGACUGAGAUUAAGUGUCUUUAAGUGUUAAUCAGGAGAAAGGGCAUCCUAAUAAACUAGAAUAUUCUAGAAAAUUUUAUUCGUAUAACUAACUAAAGUCAGAAAGGGAUAAUGGUUUUCAUUAAACAUACAAAAAUCUUUUUAAAAAGUCAGUUCCUGCUUUAUUUUUAUAUUUUAAAUAAUUUUGGUUGUUGUUAUUUGGGAUUGUAAAUUGUGGGUUUUCAUUUGAUAGAAUGAAACUAAAUCAUGACAAGUUUUUUUGGGGUGGGUGGGGGUAAACUGGUUUUCUAUGAUAUUCUUAUUAAUUGCGAUGCACCUAGAAAUGAGGUUUACAUAAGACUAGAAAUGAAAGUCUCAGAGUCAGAUUAGCACUGCCAUGAAGUGUUUUUUUUUUUUUUUUUUUUUUUUUUGGUUUUCUAUUGACAUGUUUGUAUUUUUCCCCAGCCUGAGAAAGGGCAAAAUAAGCCGUUUUGUGUGUGGGAACAGAAGAUUGUAUGAAGUGUUCCCGAAUUGUUCUGUCGUUUUGUAUCACUAACUUGGCACUUAAAGUAUUUUUUUGUGUUGCCAUCUUCACCUUAACGUGAAAUGUGAAGUGAUCGCAUUGCGUGUAAAUAGCAGCCAGACUGACUGAAACGAUGCGGUUAACUUAUCCUUGUUAUUUGAAUACAGAAAUGUUUAAUAUUUUUUGAAAUAUGCAAAUGUAUAAAAAAAAAAAAAUCAUUUUUUUCUAUUUGUUUUUUGUAAAUUAUGCCAUCUGUGUGUGUAUUGACUUGGUAAAUGCUUGUGUUAACAGCACUGUUUGGUACGCAGCGUUUUGCAGUUAUAAAUAACUCCAACACCACUUUGCUUUAGCACCACUUUGCUUUAGCGUCGAUGAACUGUUUGACAAACCUCCAGAAACCAUGCCUUCAAAAACACUGCUGCUGAAAUAUUCGUUCAUGAUGAGGUAAAAGGCCUUUCAUUAUUAUCCAACCAAUUUGCAGUUUAUUUUCUCUCUCCAGUAAGGAAAGCAGCUAUUGGCUGUCCCCCCCCCCCCCAACAAAUUGUUGGAUGACGUCAUCACCUAAUUAUCAUUGCCAAUUUGCAUGUAAUUUUAAUGGACGCUGUAGGAGAGGAAAAACGUGGGAGAAGCAAAAAACCAUACGAGAGCAGGUUGCCACGGUGACACAUGAGACGGCAGAAUGUCGGCGGGGUGGCAAUGGACGGACGGUGGGAUGAAAGCGACUGACUGAUGACGUUCAAACCGAGGCGAUGGAUGGACGGAACGGCAUGGGAGACGCCACACGCACGCACAGAAACAGUUUCCCUUCCCAUGACAUGAUCAUCCAGCCUGGGUGAAGAUGGGGUGCCACUUUUAAGUGACAUCGACACACAAACACCCUUUUCACAGUUUGAAAGAUAAAAGGUAAGCAGAGCGUAUGACAAUCAAGAUGGCUCGGAUGGAACGGGAGCAUGCGAAGUGUAUGUGGAAGAAGCUGCAGUGCAUUAAAAGUGAGCUUCACUCUAGCUGGGAGGACUGUGCAAUGAGAUCAUCUAAUUGUUAAUGGCGGGGGAAAAGUUAAUGGCUUUUGAUAGCCAUUUGUCUUGCCAACGAUAGCGGCCGAUGCGCCACCUUGGGAGGAGUAGGAGGUGUCGGGGAGGUCAUCGUAAAUCUUGCAAGGGUCGUGCAUUGGGCAAAGGUGAGGAGGAGCAGGGGUGGACAAAAUAUGGCCUGCUCGCCAUAUAUGGCGUACGCUGUUGCUGAAUUUGGACCACUGUCAGCUGUUUUUUU
Molecule: messenger RNA, 4845 nt
Organism: Corythoichthys intestinalis (scribbled pipefish)
Lineage: Eukaryota; Metazoa; Chordata; Actinopteri; Syngnathiformes; Syngnathidae
Gene: phc2b
Product: polyhomeotic homolog 2b (Drosophila)
Exons: 17
Coding region: 210-2954 (914 amino acids)
Biological process (GO): negative regulation of DNA-templated transcription
Cellular component (GO): PRC1 complex; nucleus
Molecular function (GO): histone binding; zinc ion binding; chromatin binding
Source: RefSeq, a predicted model, not a curated record